AUGACUAAAUGUCCUGUUGUUUACCCGUUAAAUCCGCCCGAUGUUUCUUCGGACCCACAAGUCAUUCCCGAUUUCAACCCCGCGUGGAGCGCUGCGUGGUCAAAGGCGAGAGACCUGAUAAGCGGACUCAGUAUAGAGGAAAAGGUCAACUUUUCGACCGGCGUGGGAUGGCAAGGCGGACGUUGUGUUGGGAAUACUCCUCCUGUUCCGCUUGACGGAUCGGGGACAUGGCAAGGUCUUUGCCUGGAGGAUUCUCCUCUCGGAGUACGUGACACGGACUUCGCUACGGUAUUCCCUGCUGGAAUCAAUGCCGCGACGACGUGGCAACGUAGUCUUAUCAGAAAACGAGGUAUAGCCAUGGGCCAGGAGCACAAAGGGAAAGGUGUUAAUAUCGCACUCGGACCAAUGAUGAAUCUCGGAAGGGUUGCGCAGGGUGGCAGAAACUGGGAAGGAUUCGGUGCUGAUCCCUUCCUUGCUGGCGAAGCUGCGUAUGAGACUAUCCUCGGAAUGCAGAGCGCUGGUGUUCAGGCUUGUGCGAAGCAUUAUGUCAACAAUGAGCAAGAGCAUGAGCGGACCAUGGAGAGCUCAAAUGUUGAUGACCGGACUCAACAUGAAUUAUACACCCACCCGUUCUUAAGGAGUGUCAUGGCUGGUGUUGCAAGCGUGAUGUGUUCAUACAACCAAGUCAAUGAGACUUAUGCAUGCGAAAAUGACCGGACGCUGAACCAGAUUCUAAAAGGUGAAAUCGGAUUCCGUGGUUUCAUUAUGUCAGACUGGUCGGCACAACACUCAACUCUUAGCGCAAUUUUCGGCUUGGAUAUGACAAUGCCUGGUGAUAUUACCUUCAACUCGGGCACAUCAUGGUGGGGUCAAAAUCUCACAGACUUCGUGAGGAACGGGUCUAUUGCCGAGGCGCGCCUUGACGAUAUGGCGACGCGCAUUGCUGCUGCGUGGUACUUCCUUCAUCAGGACGAAAAUUAUCCUGCGGUCAACUUCAAUGCUUUCAACUCUGUUGACCCGGCGACGAAUGAGAACGUGGACGUCCAGGAUGAUCAUGACAAGCUUGUUCGGGAGAUUGGAGCCGCUUCGACUGUGUUGCUAAAGAACAAGAACGGGACACUUCCGCUCAACAAGCCAAGGAGGAUAACACUUUUCGGUACCGAUGCUGGUCCACAGAUUGGAGGACCCAAUCAAUUCUCUGACAAUGGAGGGAACGACGGUAUCCUCGCUAUGGGAUGGGGUUCGGGAACGGCUAACUUCACGUAUCUUAUUUCUCCUUACGAAGCUAUUCAGCGCCGAGCGAGGCAAGACCGGACCACUGUAAACUGGCUAUUCGAUGACUUCAAUUUACCGACGGCUGGAAACAUGGCUAUUCAAACUGACGUGGCGAUCGUUUUCGUGAACUCCGACUCUGGUGAACAAUACAUUAAUUUCGACGGGAACGAGGGCGACCGCAAAAACCUCACUGCGUGGCAUAAUGGUGAUGCGUUGAUAGCUGCUGUCGCAGCUCAAAAUGACAAUACCAUUGUUGUGGUGCAUUCUGUGGGACCGCUUAUCAUUGAACCUUGGAUUGAACAUCCGAAUGUCACUGCGGUUGUAUGGGCUGGUCUUGGUGGACCGGAGACUGGAAACGCUCUUGUUGAUGUGCUUUAUGGUGAUGUGAACCCGUCGGCGCGUCUGGCGUAUACUAUUGCGAAGAACGCGAGUGAUUAUGGGGCGCACCUAAUUCUUGGAGGUGGUGGGAAUACGAUCUUGCAAAUCCCAUACAACGAUAAACUCCUAAUUGAUUACCGCUUCUUCGACGCGAAUAACAUUGAGCCGCGAUUCGAAUUCGGGUUUGGGUUGAGUUACACGACGUUUGCGUAUUCCAAUCUUCAUGUGUCAGAAGUCCAAGGGGAAUUUGCUUCGGCGAGUGUGAGCAAUGCGUGGAAAGGCGGUAACCCGGGUCCAGGUGGAGAAGGCUCAUCGGUUGCUUUAUGGCUUCAUGAGCCCGCGUAUAAGGUGACGUUUACGGUCAGGAACACUGGAGGCGUUGCUGGGACUGAGAUUCCGCAAUUGUACGUGCACCACCCAACGUCAGCGGGUGAACCACCGAGUGUGUUGAAGGGCUUUUCGGAUGUGUUCCUCCAUCCCGGGCAGAGUCAGAGUGUGUCGAUUACGGUGUCGCGGUAUGAUUUGUCCGUGUGGGAUGUGGUGACACAGUCGUGGCGUUGCCCUAGGGGAACGAUCAAGUUCUCGAUUGGAGCGAGUAGUAGGGAUAUGAGGCUGCGGGGUGCCUUUCCUUCGUGA
Molecule: messenger RNA, 2289 nt
Organism: Fomitiporia mediterranea MF3/22
Lineage: Eukaryota; Fungi; Basidiomycota; Agaricomycetes; Hymenochaetales; Hymenochaetaceae
Product: beta-glucosidase
Exons: 16
Coding region: 1-2289 (762 amino acids)
Biological process (GO): glucan catabolic process
Molecular function (GO): beta-glucosidase activity
Source: RefSeq, a predicted model, not a curated record